GAAGGACACAAAACGGAAGAGUGUUUGUUAAUACCGCCUCGAAUAAACGCCUGGUGAGCAAGAUGGCAGAGUAUUUGGCAUCCAUUUUUGGAACAGAGAAAGAUAAAGUCAACUGCUCUUUUUAUUUUAAAAUUGGUGCCUGCCGACAUGGAGACCGCUGCUCCAGAUUACACAACAAGCCAACUUUUAGCCAGACGAUUGCCCUUCUGAAUAUUUACCGGAACCCGCAGAACAGUGCCCAGUCUGCAGAUGGUCUGACCUGUACCGUCAGUGACAUGGAGAUGCAGGAGCACUACGAUGAAUUUUUUGAGGAGGUCUUCACAGAGAUGGAAGAAAAAUACGGAGAAGUGGAGGAAAUGAACGUCUGUGACAACCUUGGAGACCACCUUGUGGGCAAUGUUUACGUGAAGUUUCGUUAUGAAGAGGAUGCUGAAAAGGCUGUGAUAGACCUGAAUAAUCGGUGGUUUAAUGGCCAGCCCAUCCAUGCCGAGCUCUCUCCGGUCACAGACUUCAGAGAAGCCUGCUGUCGCCAGUAUGAGAUGGGGGAAUGCACUCGUGGUGGCUUCUGCAACUUCAUGCACCUGAAGCCCAUCUCACGUGAGCUGAGAAGAGAGCUCUACGGGCGUCGCAGGAAGGGCCGCCACAGGUCUCGGUCUCGCUCAAGAGACAGGCGAUCUCGCUCGAGGGACAGAGGCCGAGGGGGCCAUGAGAGGGGCCACGAGAGACGCCGCUCCAGAGACAGAGAGCGUUCAGGGCGAUUCUGAGCCUCAAGCUAUGACUACUCAUCCCUCCCUUCCUCAUCUUUUUUUGUUUUAAGUUUGUACCCUCCCAGAUUGUUCUAGAAAUAACUGAAAGGUACCCAGUUUUUAAGCUGUGACAGCAUUGAGGAACUUUUUUUUUUUUCUGAAAAUGACUUUUGCUUCAUUAAAUUGAACAUUUUUACUUAA
Messenger RNA from Melanotaenia boesemani (Boeseman's rainbowfish), 947 nucleotides. It is a transcript of the gene u2af1, whose product is annotated as U2 small nuclear RNA auxiliary factor 1. Lineage: Eukaryota; Metazoa; Chordata; Actinopteri; Atheriniformes; Melanotaeniidae. Gene Ontology annotation, molecular function: metal ion binding; pre-mRNA 3'-splice site binding. The coding region runs from base 63 to 764 and encodes 233 amino acids. Gene Ontology annotation, cellular component: U2AF complex; spliceosomal complex. Gene Ontology annotation, biological process: mRNA splicing, via spliceosome. The record is from RefSeq and is a predicted model, not a curated record. The transcript is spliced from 8 exons.